UGACGUGUCUCAAACUGUUCUUGCACUAUUAGUGGAGUGUACCUGUUUUACUGAGGAAUAUUCUGUUCUCCUGUUUUUGUAAGGUUCGUGAACACAAGAUGCUCGAUUUCUUCUCCAUCUUUAGCAAAGGGGGGAUAGUGCUGUGGUGUUUCCAGGGAGCAGGAGUCACUGGAUCCUUCACUGGACCCGUCAAUGCUCUCAUCCGCUCCGUUAUUCUACAGGAGCGCAGUGGGAAAAAUACGUUCACUCAUGAAGCUCUGAGUCUUAAAUAUAAGUUGGACAAUGAGUUUGAGUUAAUAUUUGUGGUGGGUUUUCAAAAGAUCCUGACGCUGACAUAUGUGGACAAGUUCCUAGAUGAUGUUCAGCUUCAUUUUAGGGAUCGUUAUAAGAAUGAGUUGGAGCAAAAAGGAGCUUUAAAACUACUCAACAACAACUUUGACUUUGAGGAUGAUUUCAGCAUGCUUCUGAAAGAUGCAGAAGAGGGCAGCAAAGCUCGAAGCCGCGUUCGUGGCAUGAGGACCUUUGAGGAGUCUGAUAAAUCUCAGAAAACUGUGAAGUCAAUGAUUGAGACUAAAGGUGGGGACAAAGGCAAGGACAGUGGUGGAAAGAAGAAUAAAAAUACCAAAAAGGGGGCUCCUGCUGCAGAGCCAGCUAAAGUCGAUACUGGAAAGACAUCCAGUCCAAAAGCAACUGAAAAUGGGAACCAGGCGUUGACAGCAGAAGAGAUCAUUCAAAAGAAUCGUGAGGAGUUUUUUCGGAAAAAGCAAAAGACAGUAUCUGUUGAAAAACAAACCAAGUCCCCAAAACCUCAGAAACCAAAGGAAAAACAAAUGCGUGUUUGGGGCAUGGGUGGUAGCAGCUCCAAGAACUUGGACUAUAGCGAAAGAAAUGGAGAUAACGCCAGUAAUGGCACUGACCAAUAUCAGGAGGGCCAAAUAGAUGUGGACCGGCAGCUGAGUUCUAUGAAGGGAGACCUGCAGUCUGUUGAUUAUGAGUCCAGUGAGGAGGAAGAGGAAGAAGAGGAAACUGUAAUUAUCAGUCAAAAAAGCGCUCCUAGCUCAAGCAAAGGUCUGGGUGGCAUGUUUGGGAUGCUGAAGGGGCUGGUGGGCUCCAAGAGCCUCAGUCGAGAAGAUAUGGAACCAGUGUUAGAAAAGAUGAGGGACCACCUCAUCGCUAAGAAUGUUGCUGCUGACAUUUCCUCCCAGCUCUGUGAGUCUGUAGCUAAAAAACUGGAGGGCAAAGUUAUGGGCACAUUCACCACUGUGACCUCAACUGUAAAGCAGGCUCUCCAGGACUCACUGGUGCAAAUCCUGCAGCCAAAACGAAGAGUGGACAUUUUGAGAGACGUCAUGGAAGCUCAGAACCAACGAAGACCAUUUGUCAUCACAUUUUGUGGUGUUAAUGGGGUUGGAAAAUCUACAAACUUAGCCAAGAUUUCUUUCUGGCUGAUCGAGAACGGUUUCACUGUGCUGAUCGCAGCCUGUGACACCUUUCGUGCUGGAGCUGUGGAGCAGCUCCGCACUCAUCAGCGACGCCUCAACUCCCUCCACCCCCCAGAGCAGCACGGAGGACGGCCUGUCGUUCAGCUCUAUGAGAAGGGUUAUGGCAAGGAUGCUGCGGGCAUCGCCAUGGAAGCCAUUGCUUACGCUCGUAACCAGGCCUUUGAUGUGGUGUUGGUGGACACUGCUGGGCGUAUGCAGGACAAUGCCCCUUUAAUGACUGCCCUGGCCAAACUCAUUGCUGUCAACAUGCCUGACCUUGUGCUGUUUGUUGGGGAGGCUCUUGUGGGCAAUGAGGCUGUGGAUCAGUUGGUAAAGUUCAACCAGGCUCUGGCAGAUCAUUCCAUGUCUGACAAACCUCGCCUCAUUGACGGCAUUGUCCUCACCAAGUUUGACACAAUUGAUGACAAGGUGGGGGCUGCCAUCUCAAUGACCUACAUCACUGGGCAGCCCAUUGUGUUUGUUGGGACGGGGCAGACGUACAACGACCUGCGCAGCCUCAACGCCCGAGCAGUCGUCAGUGCCCUAAUGAAAGCCUAAACUCCAUCAGUCCCCUAUUUAAUUACAUUACAUUGAAGUCAAUACAGCACAUCAAUAAGUUGCAUAAUUGUUGAAUUGUUAAGUUAUUUCAGUAGUUCAUGGAAAGUUUGUAGAGAUAAAACUUGUUUAUAUUUAUUACGCACAACUACAUUAUUCACUUUCAUUCAUAAUAAUUGUCCUUCAGAGUAAAUACAUAUUUUUGGGUAUUUCUUUUAUCGUACUACUAAAAUAAUUUAACUUUUCAUUACUUAUGGAUAUGCUUCUGAAUUGGAUAUCUACUGCUCUUCAUAUAUUACUGUUCAAAACUGUUAUUUCUGUAACAAAAAACUUCAACACUUGUAAAACUGUUGGGCCUGACAUGCAACUGUCUCCAGAGAAAGACAAAAUUAAGACCUAAAAAUCCUGUCGUUUGUCACAUUUGCUCUCCGGGUUUGGAGGCUGAAGAUGUGACGUUUUAGCAGCAGCCUGUGAGGAACGCUUAGUGACCAUUGUGCCUCUGUGAUCCUGUUUUUCAAGUUGUGUUCAAAAAUCUAUUCAUUUAUACUUUGUCAUGGGGCCUGGAUUUCUGCAGUAAAAAGCCAAUUAAACAAUCUGAUAAAAGAACCCAAGUAAGACAUUUGGACCUUGUGACAACAUGCCAAUAGCUGUAAAUUCUAAGGCACUUAAAAUUUUCAUUUCAGUUUUAUUAUUUGGUAAAUGUUUGCGGUCUAGUCAAUUUUAUGUUGAUUGCACAGAUAGAAGACAAAAAACUUAGCAAAAUAAUUUGUGUUCUUCCCUUUUUUAAUUUUGACAUAAGGAAAGUCUUAAUAAUUUUGCCCAUUUUUAUUUAUGGUGGUGCAAUAAGAGGUAGAAGCGGUUAAAAAUAAAAGAUUUCAGAUAAUUUAUGAGAAUGUAAGCGUUUCUAAAUAAAGCUGCUAUACUAUUUGUCUG
Molecule: messenger RNA, 2969 nt
Organism: Periophthalmus magnuspinnatus
Lineage: Eukaryota; Metazoa; Chordata; Actinopteri; Gobiiformes; Gobiidae
Gene: srpra
Product: SRP receptor subunit alpha
Exons: 15
Coding region: 99-2039 (646 amino acids)
Biological process (GO): SRP-dependent cotranslational protein targeting to membrane
Cellular component (GO): endoplasmic reticulum membrane; signal recognition particle receptor complex
Molecular function (GO): GTPase activity; GTP binding; signal recognition particle binding
Source: RefSeq, a predicted model, not a curated record